Messenger RNA from Neogale vison (American mink), 1426 nucleotides. RefSeq names its product zinc finger CCCH domain-containing protein 15-like. Lineage: Eukaryota; Metazoa; Chordata; Mammalia; Carnivora; Mustelidae. Gene Ontology annotation, cellular component: cytosol. The record is from RefSeq and is a predicted model, not a curated record. Gene Ontology annotation, biological process: cytoplasmic translation. Gene Ontology annotation, molecular function: mRNA binding; metal ion binding.
AUGCCCCCCAAGAAACAGGCUCAGGCCAGGGGCAGCAAAAAGGCGGAGCAGAAAAAGGAGAAGAUUAUUGAAGACAAAACUUUUGGUCUAAAGAAUAAGAAAGGAGCAAAGCAACAGAAGUUUAUUAAGGCUGUCACUCAUCAAGUUAAGUUUGGCCAACAAAAUCCACGUCAGGUAGCACAAAGUGAGGCUGAAAAGAAAUUGAAGAAAGAUGACAAGAAGAAAGAAUUGCAGGAACUAAAUGAGCUAUUCAAACCCGUAGUUGCUGCUCAAAAAAUAAGUAAAGGUGCAGAUCCCAAAUCCGUGGUGUGUGCAUUCUUUAAGCAAGGACAGUGUACUAAAGGAGAUAAGUGUAAGUUCUCUCAUGACUUGACUCUGGAGAGAAAGUGUGAAAAGCGAAGUGUUUACAUUGAUGCAAGAGAUGAAGAACUUGAAAAAGAUACUAUGGAUAAUUGGGAUGAGAAAAAGCUGGAAGAAGUAGUGAACAAGAAGCACGGUGAGGCGGAAAAGAAAAAACCAAAAACUCAAAUAGUGUGCAAGCAUUUCCUCGAAGCUAUUGAAAACAAGAAGUAUGGCUGGUUUUGGGUAUGCCCUGGAGGUGGUGAUAUUUGCAUGUAUCGUCAUGCACUUCCUCCUGGAUUUGUAUUGAAAAAAGAUAAAAAAAAAAAAGAAGAGAAAGAAGAUAAAAUUUCAUUAGAAGAUCUUAUUGAAAGAGAGCAUUCUGCCCUAGGUCCAAAUGUUACCAAAAUCACUCUAGAAUCUUUUCUUGCAUGGAAGAAAAGAAAAAGACAAGAAAAGAUUGAUAAACUUGAGCAAGAUAUGGAAAGAAGAAAAGCAGACUUCAAGGCAGGGAAGGCGUUAGUGAUUAGUGGUCGUGAGGUUGAACUGGUUGAUGAUGAGGAGGAGGAAGCAGAUGAUACCUGUUACACCCAAGGAACAGGUGGUGAUGAGGUUGAUGAUUCUGUGAGUGUAAAUGACAUAGAUUUAAGCCUGUAUAUCCCAAGAGAUGUAUAUGAGACAGGUAUUACUGUAGCCAGUCUUGAAAGAUUCAGCACAUACACUUCAGAAAAGGAUGAAAACAAAUUAAGUGAAGCUUCUGGAGGUAGGGCUGAAAAUGGUGAAAGAAGUGAUUUGGAAGAGGACAACGAAGGGGAGGGACAGGAAAAUGGAGCCAUCGAUGCUGUUCCUGUUGAUGAAAAUCUUUUUACUGGGGAAGAUUUGGAUGAACUAGAAGAAGAAUUAAACAUACUUGAUUUGGAAGAAUGACACCAGACAAGUCUGAAAAAAUUAAGCCAGCUCAGCAUGAGUUGAAAUUGACUCCAGUAAUUUUUUUCCACCUAGAAUUCUUCAACAGGAUGUUUAUUUCCCAUGCUGAUUCUGGAGGGCUUACUCUCCUCCAAAAAAGGAAUAUUCUCCCUACGUCUUG